Messenger RNA from Dreissena polymorpha, 2403 nucleotides. Its product is annotated as E3 ubiquitin-protein ligase arc-1-like. Gene Ontology annotation, molecular function: protein binding; zinc ion binding. The transcript is spliced from 4 exons. Lineage: Eukaryota; Metazoa; Mollusca; Bivalvia; Myida; Dreissenidae. The record is from RefSeq and is a predicted model, not a curated record. Bases 76 to 846 code for a protein of 256 amino acids.
AGGUGACACUGGUUCAAAAAUUAGAAUUUCAUCUUAUCCACAUGCACAAGAGUGAAAGUAACUAUUAAAACUAAAAUGGCUUCCAAUUUUGAGAGUUCCAUUCAUACAGGAUCAGAUUUGUUCUUUGACUUUCUUUGUUUCACUUGUCAGGGAAAUGACAAAACCACAGAGGCUGAAUUUUACUGUGAGGAUUGCUCCAAGGUUUACUGUGGAAAAUGUUUGGAGUACCAUAACUUUCUUUACCAGAAGCAUGCCACUUUAGACAAGAAAAAAAUCAGCAAGUGGCCUGUUACCAAUUCAACAUUUGAUGUUUUGGAGCAAUGUCAGGUGCACAAGGACAGGAAAUUGGAAAUAUUCUGUGAGGACCACAGUGAGCUGAUGUGCACUGUCUGUGAUAUGUACAAUCAUAGGAAAUGCAGCCAUGUUGUACUGAUAGCUGAUAAAGUGAAAGACCUGCACCAGAAAGUUGCCUCCUGUGCAGUGAGUCCAGAUGGAGACAGGAUAUAUGUAAUCAAAGGAAGGAGGGAACAGCUGGUCACACUGUCCAGAGAUGGCACAGUGAUCUCUACACUGACUGACCAUGAUUUUUAUUGGAGAUACGAUGAUUGGAGAUAUGAACUCACACCUGGCAUCAUUGUGACAGACACAGGACAAGUCCUGGUAUGUGGAAGCUAUUCCAAUAAAAUCCUCCAGGUGGAUAGGGAUGGGAAAAAGAGACUGGCACAGGUGUUCACUGAGGAAAAUGGUAUGAGAGCACCACUAUCUGUCUACUACAGUUCACGUACAGGAAUUCUGAUUGUUGCAAUGGUGGACAAUAAUGAAAUUGUGGUGUUUAACACCAACUGAAUUUGUAUAGUUGAUUCAUACAGAUUGAAAUGUAAAUUACAUACAUUUAAAACAGUUUGACAGGCAUAUCGACUGUUUGAAAUAGUUCAUAUACAAUGGAUGACAAUAUAAAAGAAUAUAAAAAUAAAAAUAUAAAUCCCAUGAAAAAGCAGUCUUUCCAUAUCAAUUUUUAUAGAGAGUUAAAAUAUAGUAAAAUUAUUAGUAAUUCUUAGUUUAAGAGAAACAAGUAGCAUUUUAAUAUCUAUAUAAUCUACUAUUAUUUUGUUUGAAAGAAUGAGUUAAAUUUUAAUAUGUGCUAUUUUUUAUUUUAUUGUUCAUGAUUGUGUUUGUUAAAAACUGUUAUGAAAAUCGACUUUAAACAUGAGUUAAAGGGUUGUAUAUUGUUUCAAAUUUUCUGAAUAUUAAAAAUCUUUUUUUCACUGUGAAACAUCACAACAACCAAAAAACAAGAAAAAAAUGUCCAUCAUACAAAUAUUGACAAAAGGUAAUAGCUAAAAAAUUUCAAGAGUCAAAAUUAAAGUUCUUGUGCAAGGUACGUCUCUUUAAUAAGAUGUACAUAAAUAAUAAGUUUUAAGUUUUUAUUUUUUUAUUUUAUGUAUAAAAAGUAAAUGCAUAGAAAUAACUCUACAAAUAGAGUAACACAAGUAAUGGUUCUUUUGCAUUGAACAUCCACUCAAUUAGAUCUACUUACCUCUAAGUUGAUACCUCUUUUACUUUUCACGAUAUCCUGACGACAAAAUAGAAAUUUAAGUAAGGGCCAUAACUCCAAAGUUUUGGAUAUUUAAUACAGUGAGCCUCACUUUGACGAUAAGAAACAUUUUACUGUAAAUUUGGUGAUGAUCCAAUGAAAACUGCUUGAAUUAGAUAGCAGAAACCUAAAAUUGUGUAAUGACUGAUAGAAUGACAGAUAUUCAGAAACUAUAUGCCUCUCUGUGAGCAUAAAACAACAUUCCCUGCUUAAUGAAAAAAACAAUAUUAGGAUUUUAGAUCCAAGAACAAGCAAACAAACUAAUCCAAAUUCUUAUGCAUUUCAGGAUGGCUUUAGUCCAUAAAUAGGAAUACAAAGUUAUUUUGACUACUUGGAGGUUGCAGCCCUUUUGACAUACCCUUCAUAUUCAUCAGUUUUGUUAUAUUUUGUUGUUUACAUUAAAUUUCUUUAUUAACGCUAUAGAAUCUUAUAAAGACUCAGACUAACUCACCAAAUGUGACAGAGUUAUCAAUAUUUCACAUUUGCUUAUAAUGACCAAACCAAUGUUCCAUCAAAUUUGUAGCAGUUUCAUAUAUUAUCAUUGACAUUGAAAUAGUCUUUAUGCUAUUCACUUCAUACUCAUAUGUCAGGUGAUACUACUGAACAAUUUUAACUUGUUUUACAAAACACAGUAAUUGGCUCAGUCACUCAAGAGUGACAUUCAAUGUCCAUGGUGUAUAAAAGCUUCCAAGGCUGUCAAACAUUAAGUAACAUGGGCAUUUUGUCACAUCUUUAAUUGUUUCACCAACAUUUUAACAGAUGUUAUAAAUUAAUUAUAUGUGCAGUUAUGAAAUAAAUUCACAAGAAAA